AUGGAAAAUCAAUUGGCUAAGUCAACUGAGGAACGAACAUUUCAGUACCAGGAUUCUCUUCCAUCACUGCCGGUUCCUUCACUUGAAGAAUCAUUGAAUAAAUACCUUGAAUCAGUAAAGCCAUUUGCAAAUGAAGAAGAAUAUAAGAAAACUGAAGAAAUUGUAAAAAAAUUUCAAUAUGGUAUUGGAGAAAAAUUGCACAAGAAAUUACUUGAAAGGGCAAAAGAAAAAAGAAAUUGGCUGGAAGAGUGGUGGCUGAAUGUUGCCUACCUGGAUGUCCGUACACCAUCACAACUGAAUGUCAACUUUGGUGGUCCGGCGUCCCAUAUAGAACACUACUGGCCUCCAAAGGAAGGCACACAAUUGGAAAGAGGAAGCAUAAGUCUUUGGCAUAACUUGAACUACUGGCAGCUGUUAAGAAAAGAAAAAUGGCCUGUUGAUAAAGUUGGAAAUACUCCUCUAGAUAUGAAUCAAUUCCGAAUGUUAUUUUCAACCUGUAAGAUUCCAGGAAUUUCUAGAGAUUCAAUUAUGAAUUAUUUUAGGACUGAGAGUGAAGGGUAUUCCCCAAGUCACAUUGUAGUGCUGUGCCGAGGCCGAGUUUUUGUCUUUGAUGCAAUUCAUGAAGGAUGUUUGAUCACCCAACCAGAGAUUCUCAGGCAACUGACGUACAUCCAUGACAAGUGCCGUAGCGAACCUGAUGGGCCUGGGGUGGCAGCAUUAACUAGCGAGGAGCGAACUCGAUGGGCAAAGGCACGAGACUAUUUGAUUAGUCUUGAUCCAGAGAACUUGACUAGGUUAGAAAAAAUUCAGAGCAGUUUGCUGGUGUAUUCCAUAGAGGACGGAAGUCCACACGUAACACCAGAAGAUUAUUCGCAGGGAAUUGCAAUGAUCCUCGGUGGAGAUCCAACAGUACGCUGGGGUGACAAAUCUUACAACUUGAUUUCCUUUUCUAAUGGAGUACUAGGCUGUAAUUGUGAUCAUGCUCCUUUUGAUGCAAUGGUUAUGGUAAGCAUCAGCUAUUAUGUUGAUGAGAAGAUUUUGGAGAAUGAAGGAAGAUGGAAGGGUUCAGAAAAAGUACGGGAUAUACCACUUCCAGAGGAGCUUGUUUUCACUGUGGAUGAGAAAGUAGUAAAUGACAUCAAUCAUGCUAAAGCCCAGCAUCUCAAGCAGGCAUCUGAUCUGCAGGUUGUGGGUUAUGCCUUUACACAUUUUGGCAAAAAGCUAACCAAGAAGAUGAUGCUUCACCCUGAUACAUUUGUUCAGCUUGCACUUCAACUGGCCUACUAUAGACUUCAUGGACGCCCAGGUUGCUGCUAUGAAACAGCCAUGACAAGGUUUUUCUAUCAUGGCCGUACAGAGACUGUGCGAUCGUGUACAGUGGAAGCCAUCAGAUGGUGCCAAUCCAUGCAGGAUCCUUCUGCCAGUGUUCUUGAAAGGCAGCAAAAGAUGCUACAAGCUUUUGAAAAACAUAAUAAAAUGAUGAAAGAUUGUUCUUCUGGAAAAGGAUUUGACCGUCAUCUUUUAGGUCUUUCACUCAUAGCAAAAGAGGAAGGUCUCCCUGUCCCAGAGCUCUUUACAGACCCACUCUUCUCCAGAAGUGGAGGAGGUGGAAACUUCGUUCUCUCGACAAGUCUGAUUGGUUAUUUAAGGGUCCAGGGAGUGGUGGUGCCCAUGAUGCACAGCGGCUACGGGGUUUUCUACCACAUCAGAGAUGACAGGUUUGUUGUGGCCUGCUCAGCCUGGAAAUCCUGUGCGGAGACUGACCCAGAGAAGCUGAUUCAGCUGAUCUUCCAGGCGUUCCAGGAUAUGAUGCAGCUGAUGAACGCGGCUCAUCUCUAG
Molecule: messenger RNA, 1839 nt
Organism: Pipistrellus nathusii (Nathusius's pipistrelle)
Lineage: Eukaryota; Metazoa; Chordata; Mammalia; Chiroptera; Vespertilionidae
Source: the annotation of a GenBank genome assembly